GGUUUUCCAUAUUGGUUUGGCUUAUAUACUUAACUUACUACCGUUGAUCAUUAGAUAUGUUGAAGCUUUAAUUUUCUCGCACAUUUUUAAGCUGAUUUAUAUUUUCUUUGCAGGAUCAAUUUGGUUUGCUUCAGAAAUGAAAGCUGUAAGUGAUGAUUGUGAAAGGUUCACAUCAUUUCCUCCUGGGCAUUUAUACUCUAGCAAACAAGGAGGGCUGAGAAGGUGGUACAAUCCACAAUGGGUUUUGGAGAAGAUACCAUCGACUCCUUAUGAUCCCAUUGUUUUACGUGAGGCUUUUGAGAAGGCUGUGUUAAUGAGACUUAUGACAGAUGUACCAUUCGGUGUUCUUUUGUCUGGAGGAUUGGACUCAUCACUCGUUGCUGCUGUGGCUUGUCGCUAUUUGGCUAAAUCAGAAGCUGCACGUCAGUGGGGGUCACAAUUACAUACCUUUUGUGUUGGCUUGGAGGGUUCUCCAGAUUUGAAAGCAGCAAGAGAAGUUGCAGAUUAUCUUGGAACUCAUCAUCACGAGUUGCACUUUACUGUUCGGGAAGGCAUAGAUGCACUUGAAGAAGUUAUCUACCAUAUUGAGACAUAUGUGACCACUGUCAGAGCCAGCACUCCAAUGUUUCUUAUGUCUCGUAAAAUUAAAUCUCUAGGAGUAAAAAUGGUCCUCUUUGGUGAAGGUUCGGAUGAAAUCUUUGGUGGCUACUUGUAUUUCCACAAGGCACCAAACAAGGAGAAGUUUCACCAAGAAACAUGCCAGAAGAUUAAAGGUCUUCAUCUGUAUGACUGUCUGAGGGCCAACAAAUCGGCAUCAGCUGGGGGUGUUGAGGCUCGUGUACCGUUUCUUGACAAAGAAUUUGUCAAGACUGCUAUGGACAUUGAUCCAGAAUGGAAAAUGAUCAGGCCUGAUCUUGGAAGAAUUGAGAAGUGGGUCUUACGCAAAGCAUUCGAUGAUGAUCAGAAGCCAUAUUUACCAAAGCACAUCUUGUACAGGCAGAAGGAGCAGUUUAGUGAUGGUGUCGGUUACAGCUGGAUUGAGGGGUUGAAAGAUCAUGCAAACAAACAAGUAACAGAUUCGAUGCUGAUGAACGCAAGCUUUAUCUACCCUGAAAACACUCCGACUACAAAAGAAGGAUACUACUAUAGGACUAUCUUUGAGAAAUAUUUUCCAAAGAAUGCUGCGAGAUCGACAGUUCCUGGUGGUCCAAGUGUGGCAUGCAGCACAGCAAAAGCUGUGGAGUGGGAUGCAGAAUGGUCCAAAAACCCCGAUUUAUCUGGUCGUGCUGCACUUGGUAUACAUACAGCUGUGUAUGAGGAAUCCAAAGAUGUAAAGACUGGAAGUCUUGUGAGUGACUCUCCACAGAAACUUGUAAAAGGGGUUGCAGAGAAAGUGGCUGCAGUAGUUUGAGUGGGAUGAAAAAGAUGAGACCAGAAGGCCCUGUAGGGAAUCCGUCACAACUGUUAGUAGUUUAUAUAACUAGGAAGGCCUUGCUAUUGUCUCUUAGGUGAGACCAGACUAGUCGAUGCUUAUAUUUUCAAUCUGUAAUUUUCUUUGACCAUGACAGGAUUAUGCUAUCGGUUCGACAUGUAUGCAAUUUAGAUAGGUUUCUACUUUUA
Messenger RNA from Rosa chinensis, 1620 nucleotides. Its product is annotated as asparagine synthetase [glutamine-hydrolyzing] 2. Gene Ontology annotation, molecular function: asparagine synthase (glutamine-hydrolyzing) activity. The transcript has 11 exons. The record is from RefSeq and is a predicted model, not a curated record. Gene Ontology annotation, cellular component: cytosol. Lineage: Eukaryota; Viridiplantae; Streptophyta; Magnoliopsida; Rosales; Rosaceae. Bases 137 to 1411 code for a protein of 424 amino acids.